UUGAUUAAAAGCAAAAUUAAACUCGCAGCGCUAUCUUACUAAUUUUUAGAACACUAUAACGACUGUUGAUAAUAUCGUCGAUGCAACAGAAUACCGUAGCAUGUUUAUUCGUAGGAGGUUAGAAUUGUUAAAAGUCAAUGUAUGAAUGUAUAAGCUCUAUGAAGCUUGAUGAAGCUGUAUAUUAUUAAUUAAAUAUAAGUCUUCCAUGGCAGUUUUGCAUCGCGCCUUGUUCACCUGGUUCAAUUUGCUAAUAUUUUUGAUCUUGUUGGUCUUGAGACUUGAUCAAAGGAUACAAUGGAAUUGGUUCAUAGUCUUUAUUCCAAUGUGGCUCUAUGAUAACAUUCUUCUUAUUUAUAUUGUUUUUAACAUGAUUUCACACUGCAAGAACGGACGUGUCAAUAGUUUGCAACGAGAAGCAUGGUACAUGGUAGCUGUGAUCUUAAAAUUGUGUGCUCAGAUCUUGAUUUGUUUGAAAUUGGAGGCCCCUCACUGGUCUCUGCCAGCCAAAGCGGUAUUGGCACCAUUCUGGCUGCUUCUUCCAGUAUUAGCGGUAGAUGUUUUUAUCCAUUUGAUACACCAAUCUAGAUAUUGACAAUGGAUGAACUUCAGCUUGUUUCAAGUUACUUAAAGAGAGCGUAUGCACUGUCAUGUUAAUAAAAAAAUUGUAUAUAAUUAUUAUAAUACUAUUAAUAUUAUUUGCUGUACAUAUUUAAAUACAUAAUGGUAAUGUGUACUUCUUAUCUUCGUGCUAUGUGUUCACUUGGCGCGAGACACUACUGUGUCUCUUGAUUUUUACAAAUUGUUUAAUUUAUAUUUUAUUAUUAUUAUACUAAUAAGCUAUUGCAUUUGUUCCACACAUAUAUGUUAAUUUGUUAUAUAAAAAUAUAUAAAUAUUUUGUAUACAUGUUUA
Messenger RNA from Solenopsis invicta (red fire ant), 910 nucleotides. RefSeq names its product transmembrane protein 60. The record is from RefSeq and is a predicted model, not a curated record. The coding region runs from base 206 to 592 and encodes 128 amino acids. Lineage: Eukaryota; Metazoa; Arthropoda; Insecta; Hymenoptera; Formicidae. The transcript is spliced from 2 exons.